This is a messenger RNA of Coniosporium apollinis CBS 100218, 693 nucleotides long. RefSeq lists its product as uncharacterized. The coding region runs from base 1 to 693 and encodes 230 amino acids. The record is from RefSeq and is a predicted model, not a curated record. NCBI's taxonomy places the organism in Eukaryota, Fungi, Ascomycota, Dothideomycetes. The transcript has 2 exons.
AUGUCUUCUGCGCCCAAAUCUUCCCUCACUGUUGGUGUCCUCCUCCUCGGCAACGAAGACGUCCAGUACCUAGAGGUCGCACCCGUCGACCUCUUAGCCAUGAUGCAACCCCAGUACAUCCACGCCUUAGGAGCGUCGGCACUGGCAGAGAAGGGUGUCAAUAUGGACAUCCACUACAUCAGCGAGACAGGCGAAGGUCUCUUCCCACUCACUGCGAACGCGAAAGUGGCUGUUACGGACUCCAUCGAGACGAGCCCAGCCCUCGACGUCCUGAUGAUCCCCGGCCCACCGCCCAACUUCGUUGCCUCCGAAGCCGUCGGCGCUUUCAUCCGCGCCCAGGUCGAACAUGCCACUGCAGUCCUCAGCGUCUGCACUGGCAUCAUACCGCUCGCGCAGUCGGGCGUGCUGAAGGGCAAGACGGCCACUGGGCCGCCGCCGCUGAUCCUGACGGCGCUAAGACACGGCUUCCCCGACACGAAGUGGGAGGACGAGCGGCGCUGGACACGUGACGGCAAUGUCUGGACGAGCGCAGGCAUUACGAAUGGGCUGGAUAUGAUGGCGGGGUUCAUGAGGACGUAUUAUGGGGAUAGGCCGCAGCUUGUGGAGCUUGUGCUGGGGGCUGCGAAUGUGUGGGAUAGGCCCGUUGAGUAUCGGGAGGAGGAGAAGAGGUUUGGUAUGGGCCUUGGGCAAUAG